AUUUGUUAUAAAAAAUCCUAUCAUCAUAAUAUUAUUAUGUUGUGUUUAAAUUUUCAAUAAGAUAAUUUACAUGUUAGCUGUAAGUUUAACACAGUGAUCUUUAGUUUCAAGGUUUUUUACAACGAUUCUACACCAUAUCGAAUGGCCUAAGGAGUAAGAAAUAAUUAUGAGUUCUAUACCAGAAAACGCUCCAAAUCACUGUCCUGGGCCUCAGAGUGAAGAAGCGGGCAAAGUAUCUGCCUGUGCUGGUUGUCCAAACCAAAAUGUUUGUGCAUCAGGUCCCACUGGCCCGGAUCCUGCUAUAGCUAUAAUAAAGGAAAAACUAUCAAAUGUGAAGCAUAAAAUCCUUAUUCUAUCCGGAAAAGGUGGAGUUGGCAAGAGUACUGUAACAUCUCUGCUUGGGAAUGCAUUGGCCGCAUCUAACCCUGACAUCAAUGUGGGGAUUCUGGACGCGGACAUUUGCGGGCCCAGCCAGCCGCGUGUGCUGGGCGUGCGCGGUGAGCAAGUGCACAACUCCGGGUCGGGGUGGUCACCGGUGUACGUGAAGGACAACUUGUCACUAAUGUCUAUCGGAUUCUUGCUGAGCAGUCCCGAUGACGCGGUUAUUUGGCGCGGCCCGAAGAAAAAUGGGAUGAUAAAGCAGUUCUUGAGUGAAGUGGAUUGGGGUGACCUUGACUAUCUUCUGAUCGAUACGCCACCAGGCACUUCGGAUGAGCACCUGUCGGCCGUGCAGUACCUGCGCGGCGCGGGGUUGCGUGGCGCCGUGGUCGUUAGCACGCCGCAGGAGGUGGCUCUGCUGGACGUGCGCAAGGAGAUCCAGUUCUGCCGCAAGGUGGGCGUGCCCGUGCUCGGCCUCGUGGAAAAUAUGGCACUGUUCGUGUGCCCCAACUGCAAUAGUCGUAGCGAGAUAUUCCCGGCCACUACUGGAGGCGGUGCGCAGCUCUGUGAGGAGAUGGGCGUGCCACUGCUGGGCUGCCUGCCGCUCGACCCGCUCCUAGCCCGUUGCUGCGACACCGGCGCGGACUUCACGCAGCACGCGCCUAACUCGCCCGCGCUGGCGCACCUGCGCUCCAUCGUGCAGAAGAUCAUUGCAUCUUGCGAAUCAUCGAGUGGACAAGAGACGUCGAGCUAAUCUUCUGCUGAUAAAAUAUAUUGUUAUAUUAUUGUAUUUUAAUAGAUGACCUAGUCAAAUAAGAUAUCUACUAAAUGUAAAAUAAAAUUAUGAUUAAAUAACAUUGUACGUU
Leptidea sinapis is the source of this 1244-nucleotide messenger RNA. It is a transcript of the gene Nubp1, whose product is annotated as cytosolic Fe-S cluster assembly factor NUBP1 homolog. The coding region runs from base 167 to 1132 and encodes 321 amino acids. Gene Ontology annotation, cellular component: cytosol. Gene Ontology annotation, biological process: iron-sulfur cluster assembly. NCBI's taxonomy places the organism in Eukaryota, Metazoa, Arthropoda, Insecta, Lepidoptera, Pieridae. The record is from RefSeq and is a predicted model, not a curated record. Gene Ontology annotation, molecular function: ATP-dependent FeS chaperone activity; ATP binding; 4 iron, 4 sulfur cluster binding. The transcript has 9 exons.